AUGACUUUGGUGAAGCUUGACCCGCAGACGGAGCCCACGGAGCCCUGGCACCAUCUGAAUCAGGCCGAAAAACUGGUACGGGACGCCUGUGACAAGCUCAGCGUGGAAAAUCCCGAUUAUAAGGCGGCCAAGGUGCUCUUAGACCAGGCGCUGAGAACCGGGGAGUUCGCGUCCCAGGCGAUGAGCUCGCUGUGGUGUGGGAUGGUGAACGAGAUCGACGCACUUGACAACAAGAGUCACGAGUCUCUCAAAGAAUCGGAGGAAGGGUUCAACGCCGCCCUCGGAGUGGCCUGGAUAAAGAUUAAGCUCGGUGAUUCGCCGAAGGAAACUUUGAACCGUUGGGAUUGGGUCUGCGCCGCGGCGCAGACCAGCCUGAAGCGGUUGGAGAACCUGGAGAAGACGCUUCUUGGUGAGUAG
This is a messenger RNA of Cordyceps fumosorosea ARSEF 2679, 417 nucleotides long. RefSeq lists its product as hypothetical. The record is from RefSeq and is a predicted model, not a curated record. The transcript has a single exon. Bases 1 to 417 code for a protein of 138 amino acids. Lineage: Eukaryota; Fungi; Ascomycota; Sordariomycetes; Hypocreales; Cordycipitaceae.